Messenger RNA from Hypoxylon fragiforme, 1424 nucleotides. RefSeq lists its product as uncharacterized. Gene Ontology annotation, cellular component: nucleus. The record is from RefSeq and is a predicted model, not a curated record. Bases 74 to 1093 code for a protein of 339 amino acids. Lineage: Eukaryota; Fungi; Ascomycota; Sordariomycetes; Xylariales; Hypoxylaceae. The transcript has a single exon.
UUGGAAAAUUUUGUUCAUCCCACUUCAUACUUGUAACCUUUCACGCUGUCGUUAGAUAGCCCAACACAGGAAUAUGAGAAAUUGUUCUUGCAAGUUAGAUUCCUUGAGGACCUUCGUACAAAGUCUUACAGGACUCGGAAUAUCUCAGCUACCUGUCACGACUACUCGUCGAAUCUUAUCGCGAAUUCCCACUGCAAGUUUUCCGUCAGAACCCGCCUUUUCGAGGCCAUACAGUGCUACUGCAGCCGCACGAUUUCCUCGUCAAGGCUUGAGGGGAUCAUAUUCUCGCAACAGGAGUGAUACACCACUAUCAGAAGCUACGAGUCAUGAGUCGUCACACAAUGCUACUGCCGACCUUUUUGGCGCAGCGCCGCUUGAUGCUUCUACAAGCAACCUAGACCAAGCUAAACGCCAAGGUGCAAUCCUCGAUUUUUCGCCCGAGUCAAUAGACAGUCUCAUCUCAUACAUAGACACGUCGUCAACUGGAGGAUCUUCUCCGGACGAAGAUGUUGAAUCCCCUCGUUACCGCAAGCCAAAAUCUGACUCGGCGGCAGCUUCUCUUGGUGCCAGCAAACUAAAACGGCUAAAGAUCAUCAAGGAAGACAAAUAUCGAGAGAGGGGUCCACGACGCGAGGAGAGAGAGCCAUGGCAGAUACAAAAAGAGGCACUCAAGAAAAAAUUCCCGGAAGGCUGGCACUCGCGGAAGAGGCUUUCACCAGACGCGCUCGACGGGAUACGGGCGCUGCAUGAACAGUUCCCCGAACAGUACCCAACGUGGGUACUAGCGAGUAAGUUUGAGGUCUCACCGGAAGUCAUCCGCCGCAUCCUCAAGAGCAAAUGGCGGCCCAACCCCGAAGAGGAGACCAAUCGCCAGACGCGCUGGUUCAAUCGCGGGAAGGACGUCUGGAGUCAGAUGGCGGCUUUGGGUACGAAGCCCCCAAAGAGGUGGCGUCGUGAGGGCAUUGUGAGAGAUCCUAUUUGGAACGAGCCAAGGGGUCCUAGAACGCAACCACCGAAGCGUCGUCGAGAUCGAGAGUCGCCAGAGUCGCCAGAGUCGCAAGAGUCGCAAGAGUUUGGGAAUAGCUGGUCGUAGUUGUAUAACGCAAAUGAAGAAUACCUAAGCAUAUCUCCCAUGAAUCUGAGGACUAGCAUGCUUAACCUUGUCCCUUUUUUCGAUGAAUAUAAUUGUCAUCAUCAAUACCCCUUGUGUAUACCCCUUGUGUCUUACAUGGCGAGUCUUGGUUCAGAUCUACAACGUUAUGGGUGACUUUGCUUCACGUAAUCUCCGAGAAUGAGCUGGUCCUAAACCUUAUGAACCUUGGUGAUCGGGAACUUUCUAAUUAUCUAUCAAUUCCAUUUGAGUACUAGAUCUUUAAAAUCCUCCCAUUAGGCAAAUCUUGGAAGACGAACAAAAAAUAUUAAAA